ACCAAUCUUCCUCACCAAAAAGAAAAAGAAAUCUUGUAGAAGCCUAUCUUGUGACAUGGAAAGGAACUCACGAUACACUGUUAGUGCAAAAACAAAUCAAUUUUUCAUGCAUGAGUCUAUAUUUGUAAUUAAAAAUAAAUAUAUACGAAAAUAAAAGAAUAGAAGGAUAGACAUUAAAUGUUCAUAGUGACUAAGAAAUAGUUUAGUAGAAUAGUUAGGAACAUGGCUUUGAGGUCAGAAAAACAUGCGCUACAGCCCCUCUUCCACUUCCCAGACAUGUGACCUUGGGCAAUUUCCUUAGCCUCAAAGUCCCUGUUCCUUUAUGUGUAUGCUAAGGGAGAUGUAAGACUUAAGUGCGGUAAUACAGAGACAGUGUGCAGCACAUAUUGAGUGCUCAAUAAAUGUCCAUCAGUAUGCUUGUGGUUGUGCUGGGUUCCAAACUGGCUUAUGGAUUUUCCCCUGAAUUAACUAUCUCUUUGUGUCAAUCAAGAAACAUAGUCAUGCUAAAAAUAAAUAAAUAUUAAGGAAUGUUUACAAAGAAAAAUAAGGAAAGUGAAAUUAAUAAUCAAGUAGACAAUGGGCUGUAGGAAGAAGUAGGUUCUAGGAGGGCUUGGUCAAGGGAGGUCUCCUGGAGGUGCUUCACGUUUUAAAGAUUAGGGGGACAGGGAGGAGGUGGAGAGCACCUGGAAGAAGAGAUGGGAGAGGCCACUUCUACCUGGACUCCCGGGAUUGUUAAGAAAAAUGAAAUGAGAGCAGAAUCUUGCCUAACCCAGUCUCACUCCCUGACUUACUUACUCUUUCCCCUUUUUCUUGUGCUUGUAGCUAUUUUUCUCAGACACCUGACUAUAGAAGUGGAUGUUCAGCCACCUCAUCUUCUUCUACCUCCUUCAUCAUAGUUUAGAUGGUUUCAUGCAACUGAAGAUGGUUAUAAUAAAAGACUGUAGAAAGUCAAAUAUCUCUGCUAUCUACUACUGCAUUACGAACCAUCCCAAAACUCAGUAGCUUAAAACAACAACAAUCAUUUAUUUUGUUAAAAAAUCUGCCACUGGGACAGAGCUCAGUGGGGACAGUUCACAGAGUUUAGCCAGAAUGCAGGAUUCACAUCCAACGUAGCUCCCUCAAGUGGCUAACAAGUUGGUGCUUACUAUUGACUGGGAGCUCAGCCAGGGCUAUUGGCCAAGGGCCCAACUCCUCUCCACACAGCCUCUUCUAAAGGCUGCUUGGGCUUCUUUACAGAAUGGCAGCCAGGUUCUACAGAAGAGUGGAAGAAUCGUGGAAGUGGCUUGUCUGUCAAGGCCUGGGUCUAGGAACUGGUAAUACCACAAUUCUGGCAUAUCCUACUGAUCCAUCAGAGAAUCUGUAAUAAUUCAGGAGGAAUACACAUAAAUGCCAUCUCUCAAUGGGAGAAAUGUCAAGGAAUUUACAUUUAUUUUUAAUCUAUCGUGGCCUACUUUUUGGCCACAGAUUAUUUCAAUUUCUCCCUUACGCAAAAUAUACUUAUGCCCUGCCAAGGGCCCCAAUAAUCUUAUCCAAUUAAGGCAUCAACCUGGAGUCCAGGCCCUCAUCAUCUAAAUCAGGCAAACUAUGGUCUGUGGGCCAAAUCUGGCCAUGCCCACACAUUCCAUGGCCCCUUUCCAAGUUCACAGCCAGCAAUGGCUGGGCCAGUCUUUUUAAACAGUGCAUCCCUCUGACUCUGACCCUCUUAGCUUCCUCUGUCACUUAUAAGAACCCUUGUGAUUAUAUGGGGUCCACAUGGAUAAUCCAGAAUUAUCUCUCAUCUCAGGAGCUUAGACUUAAUCCCAUCUGCAAAGUCUCUUUUGUCACGUAAGGUAACAUAGUCAUGGGUUCCGGGGAUUAGGAUGUGGACAUCUUUGUGCUCAUUAUUUUUAUUAUAUAUAUUAUAUCUUAUAUAUUAAGGUCUCCUCUUAUUUUUUUACUUCUCUGUCCCUUUCAGUCCAAGCCACUACAAUUCCUUUAAAAGUGUUUUACCUUCUCAAUUUAUAAUCCAUUUUAUUAGACAAAAAGACACCCUGAAUUUCUUUCAAGACAGCCCUCUCUCCCUUGAGUCACCUGUGGGACAAGCCCUUAAAGUUUUUUAAAGGACCUAUUAGGCAUGUCCAGAAAUCUGUCUGAGGUCUUAAAAUAUUCCACAUUACUUCAGGCAACAGUUUUGCUAAUCUUCCCACUGCUACACAACAAACAUCAUUUUUUUCUCCAGUUUUCAAUGGCAUUUUCCUCGCUGUCCUUCAAACUCUCACCCUCAAACUUUCAGAGCCUUCCAACUCCCACCUGCCACCCAUACAUGUUUUGAGCUUUAGUUACUGUAGCACCUCACUCCUGGUACCAAAGUCUGUUCUCAUUUAUCUGUUACUGCAUAACAAACCAUCCCAAAACUUUGUGGCUUAUUUUGCUCAUAAUUCUGCAAUAUGGGCAGCACUCAGCUGAGAUGGUUUACUCUGUUUCAUGUGGCUUAACUGCAGCUGGAAAACACAUUUCCAGGAGGCUCACUCAUUUGAUUGGCAUGUUGAUGCUGGCUGUCAGCUAGGAACUCAGCUGGGGCUGUCAGUGGGACCCCAGUUCCUUUCCACAUCAGCCCUUUAGUGGGGCUGCUUGGAAUUUCUCACCAUAUGAUGACUGGUCUGCCAGAACAAGUAUUCCAAGAGACAGGAAGUAAAAGCUGCCGGUCCUCAAGACAUAGAAGAGGAUGGAAAUGGGCACAACUCCACUGCAUUCUAUUUUCUCUUGGCCAAGCAAUUACAGAGCCUACCCAGAGUCAAAGGGAGGGAACACAGACCACACCUCUCAAAGAGAAGAACAUCAAAGAAUUUGCAGUCAUUUUAAUUUGCCCCACCAAUGAGCUAUUGUCUAAUUGUUGCUGUCAUAAUUUCACAUCUACCCACUCCCAUUCACUAUGCAUUCCCGAUGAGCACAGCCUGAGUGGUAUACCAGACACACCAGGGCUCCAACAUCCACUCAGAACCACAGGCACGGCACAUCCCUGGCCCAGGUUCUGCCUCCCUCCACCUCUCUCAUUGUGUUAAUUCUCAGCUUGGGUGAUAUCCUUUUUGGAUGGGAGCUCAGCCAUGAACACUGACCAUGAGUCUUGCGAAGAAAAGCAUGAAUCCCAGCCAGAGACAGAAUCAAGAGGCACCCUGGUGACGGACCUCGGCCUUCCUUCGGAGGCUUCCAGCCACUCAGAUUCAACAAUCAAAUCUAUAAAGUUAAUGAAGUGUACUAUUCGAGACCCAAACCAGCAAGUUCUUGUCCUAGAAAAUGGGGUCCUCAAAGCAGUUCCAGACAAAGGCACCACAACCCCAGAGACCUUUUAUAUAUCAACUUCACAAUUAAGUACAACUAGUAUCAAGAAAGAAAAUCAUAUUUUUUUGGCUGUCUCUAAAGGAGAGCUCUGUCUCCACUGCGACACAGUCAAAGAUCCAGAGCAUCCCUCUUUGCAACUAAAGAAAAAGAACAUCAAAGAACUGAACUCACUGAACAGUAAGGAAAGUCUGCCCUUCACUUUCCUCAAGGAACAGAUUGGCUCCUAUUUCACCUUGGAGUCAGCUGCGAAUCACGGAUAUUUCAUCUACACCUCCAACAUUCCCAGGCAACCUGUGGGAGUGACGAAAGAUCUAGGGAAAGAAAAAAACACACAAUUUGAAUUUGAAAAUAUCAGUGUGAAUCUCAGUGUAGUACAAGAUGGAGUAUACAAACUAACAAUGGCCAAACCAUGCAUGACAAUGGAACUCUAACUCUCAACUUCUGUAGUAAUUGCCCAGAAUCAAGAUUUGGUCAAUAACUGACAACUUUUCUACUUUUAUCCCCACUUCCAACUCAGGACCAAUCAGAAAAAACCAACUAUGCUCUCCAAACCAAUCACAGAGGAUGCCCCGCCUCUAGCUUCCUCAGGCCAACUCCAAUCAAAGCACUCCUGAAGCCCUCCCAUCUUGGCCACCAUAAAGCUUUCCCACUCCUCUCCCUGCCUAUGAAUCACUGCCAAAUGCAAGUGAUGGUGGCUGACUCUUUUGCUAGAGCCAGCUCUGAGUAAAGAGAUGCUGCUUGUUCUCAUUUGAGUGGUCUUUGUUUAUUUCCAGAGAACAGCAAAUAAGAAAAUAUCUUCUCCCUAUAACAUGUUGUCUUCACCCAGCAAGCACAUGGGCUUUGUUUUCAGUGUCAUUUGUGCCUGUAAAGUGUAUGUAGUUUGGGAUAUAAAAAGUACAGUGUGGUUAAUUACAAACUUCUACGCUGAAAUAAAUUUCUGGGGAGCGAGGA
Messenger RNA from Equus caballus (horse), 4269 nucleotides. Its product is annotated as interleukin-37. Gene Ontology annotation, cellular component: nucleoplasm. Lineage: Eukaryota; Metazoa; Chordata; Mammalia; Perissodactyla; Equidae. Gene Ontology annotation, molecular function: cytokine activity. The record is from RefSeq and is a predicted model, not a curated record. Gene Ontology annotation, biological process: inflammatory response to antigenic stimulus; positive regulation of gene expression; cellular response to lipopolysaccharide.